Molecule: messenger RNA, 1464 nt
Organism: Mya arenaria
Lineage: Eukaryota; Metazoa; Mollusca; Bivalvia; Myida; Myidae
Product: EGF-like repeat and discoidin I-like domain-containing protein 3
Exons: 9
Coding region: 36-1118 (360 amino acids)
Cellular component (GO): membrane
Molecular function (GO): calcium ion binding
Source: RefSeq, a predicted model, not a curated record
GUAUUUUGUAAUUUGGGCGCCAUCUUGAAUCCAACAUGGAUGCUCCGUCUGGCUGGAUUAUUUUCGCAUGUAGUAUUGCGUUUGCAAGCGCAAGCUUCUUCGAGGUUCGAUACCCAAGUGUGGUCGUGUCUGCCGAAACCGGGGGUAAUCUUACCAUUGCGGCGGGUCCUAAUGGUGGGAAUAUUUACAUGACCCCAGGGGACAGAGGGACGGUCUUUAUCGGACGGACGGACAUGCUGAAACUCUUCCAGAUCGUUAACAGCCAACCCCCAGUAUGGGGCCAAAAAGCACCUUACGGGACCCUGGGUACAUUCCUUGGUGGUCAGGCAGUAUCUUUGCAGCUCACCGCAAUGGACCCGGAAGGGACGAGUCUACACUACGAGAAGAUAUCCGGUGCGCUGCCGCCCGGUGUGUUCUUAGAUCGCGCGUCCGGCCUGCUGAAUGGCACGGCGCCGGAUGUGGAUGCCACAUAUGAAUUUGGGAUCCGCGUCAUGGACGAGCAGGGAAAAUACGCCGACCAGACGUUUACCAUUGACACCAGAGAGCGUGAUCAGUGCCGCUCAAGUCCUUGCAAAAAUGGAGGCUCGUGCACGGACGACAUGGGGACCUUCUCGUGCUCGUGCAGGACAGGAUAUGGCGGCAAAACGUGCACAAUAUCCUGCGCUAGCGAGAGUGUCGGUGUAGCCAACAACCUGAAGACAAUCCCGGAUGCGCAGAUGGCCGGACACUACUCGUUCGGUGGAAGUGACCACAAGGCGUACGAGGGUCGGCUCAACAGUCCUACCGGGUGGAUCGGCGAGAAUACAAACUCUUGGUUUCAGGUUGACCUCGGCAACCCCCGGAAGGUGUACGCAGUUGCCACCCAGGGCUACUCGGCCACAUUCAACCUACUGACGUUCCAACUCCAGUGUAGCCUCAACGGAAACACAUUCUCUGACGUUAACGGCCUUAACGGAACCGCUGCGGUAUUUGACGGCAGCGGAACCUCGUUCAAUACAGUAACGAAACAGACGCUUCCGGUUCCAGACCUGUGUCGCUACAUCCGGUUUGUGCCAAAAACGUGGACCAACUCUCAUCCGGGCUUCCGAGUGGAAAUUUACGCGUGUGAAGACUUCUAAGCAGAAUUGAGAAUGGCACAGCGCAAUUAUAUGCACAAUGACGUUUCAGCAUUUCUUAUACGUUUAAACCAAUGUUCAAAUGAAUGAGAGUAUAAUUACGCAAACACGUUCAAUUGGAUUAUCCCCCUUUCUGUCGGUUCUAAUCUUAAGUGCUUACAUAUAUUAUACAAGGGAAUAAUAUACUAUCAGAUAGCAAUCACAAACAUCAAAUGGUAACACAUGGUAAACAUGUUUUAAUUUCCUGUAAUCAAUAAACAAUCAUUCAAAGUUGACUGCCUCGUCUCGAUUAUUGAAAACAUUUCUGUUGUUUUAUAUGCAACAAGUGUCACACCUGGUUAAAAUAAAA